Molecule: messenger RNA, 939 nt
Organism: Clonostachys rhizophaga
Lineage: Eukaryota; Fungi; Ascomycota; Sordariomycetes; Hypocreales; Bionectriaceae
Source: the annotation of a GenBank genome assembly
AUGAGCGAGAUAUUUGCCGAAGAUGCUGCCUUGGCGCGGAGAGACUAUGUCUUCAUCCCCGCCGGCCUCCUCAUUGCCGGCACCUGGAUUUGCAAGAGGGACUGGACCAUCUACGCCGCCAUUGUAGCUGUCCUGUUCGGCGCAUACAACCUGUACGCUCUCCGAAUCGUACCUGUUCUCAAGCCCGACACGUUCCAGGAGUUUGAGCUCGCAGAGAAGACAGUCAUCUCCCACAAUGUAGCCAUCUACCGAUUCAAGCUCCCCGCAAAGACCUCGAUUCUCGGCCUCCCCAUCGGCCAGCACAUCUCCAUCGGCGCCCCGAUCGAGCAGCCCGAUGGCACCACCAAGGAAAUCGUCCGCUCCUACACCCCCAUCUCCGGUGACCACCAGCCCGGCUACUUCGACCUCCUCAUCAAGUCCUACCCCCAGGGCAACAUCUCCAAGCACAUGGCCUCCCUCAUCGUCGGCCAGAGCAUCCGCGUCCGCGGCCCCAAGGGUGCCUUCGUCUACACCCCCAACAUGGUCCGUCACUUUGGCAUGAUCGCUGGUGGCACCGGCAUCACCCCCAUGCUCCAGGUCAUCCGCGCCAUCGUCCGCGGCCGUGAGAAGGGCGACCGCACCGAGGUCGACCUCAUCUUCGCCAACGUCACCGCCCAGGAUAUCCUCCUCCAGGAGGAUCUCGAUUCCCUGACCAAGGAGGACGCCGGCAUCCGCGUGCACUACGUUCUCGACAAGCCCCCCGAGGGCUGGACCGGCGGUGUCGGCUAUGUCACCGCCGACAUGAUCACCAAAUGGCUUCCCAAGCCCGCCGACGACGUCAAGGUUCUUCUUUGCGGUCCCCCUCCCAUGAUUAGCGGUUUGAAGAAGACCACCGAGAGCCUGGGCUUCAAGAAGGCCCGCCCCGUCAGCAAGCUGGAGGACCAGGUCUUCGCCUUCUAA